Dendronephthya gigantea is the source of this 979-nucleotide messenger RNA. RefSeq lists its product as uncharacterized. The transcript has 2 exons. NCBI's taxonomy places the organism in Eukaryota, Metazoa, Cnidaria, Anthozoa, Malacalcyonacea, Nephtheidae. The record is from RefSeq and is a predicted model, not a curated record. The coding region runs from base 96 to 656 and encodes 186 amino acids.
AUACGGCACAUAUAAACGACGGCUUAUUGAUAAAACUUGAUUUGGCGGUUCCGCUGAGGUGAUUCAAAUCAAAUAAGGUAACCAGGAAGUUCAACAUGUCUGAUAUUUCGCAUGAGAAAUUCGCUGAACCGAUGCUCGAAGGCGAGCAAUUUCUCCAGGGAUAUAUUGACACGCUAAAAGAAUUGCUAAGAGAUGGCACAAUCCCCGACUUGAAAGAGAAAAAUGAAUUUCAAGUCUAUUCCAUAAAAGGAAGUGGAUUUGGUUCUCAUAAAUCCAUCGUGUUAUCACCUGACGGAAAGCGCUUCUUUUCUGUCGAGCUUGGCUUCAUAACAGUUGAUGGCGAAAAGCGAAUUUAUCCGGUGACAAGGAAAAUACCAUCAGAUAUCAAAGAUAAGCUUGUUCCUCUCGGUAAAAUCGAGGCAACUUCUGGUGACCUCAUAUCAAAGGCUGUCGCAAUCAUGAAGAAAUUUGGCUCGUAUUUCAAGUGGACCAACAACUGCCACGACUACUGCAACCUCUACUUGGAGGAAAUUGGUCUCAAAAAGGCCCAAACCCUGACUGAUGGAGACAAGGGGAGUAGUAUACAGAGUGGCGGUUCUGGAGCGGGUGGUGCGGGUGGUGCACUUAGCACCACACAUGACGUCAUCGAUUCCUAAAUGUUUUAAUUUAUUCCGGCAUUUUAAUAUAUUUGAGCUUUGCCGUUCAUUGCUAUAGCAAUUUUUCAGGGUAUUUUACUACCAUUUCUUUAUUUACAUGACUACAUCGUUUAGUAAUGUCUGGUUACUUAGUUAUAUUAAACGGUAGGCAAUUUCCCGCCGUAUGUUGUUCUUAUCGUCGUUCGUAUGCCUGUAGUGAUUUAGCGGUCGUUUGUUUACAUACGGCCGCGUUUUAUUUCUAACUGCUCCUCUACCGCUUAUACCGUCUGCUUAUCUGCAAUCGAUGUUUUAUAGAUUUAUAUUUGCUUAUAUUCUGUUUAGAG